AUGCAUGCAUCAAAUCCAUGAGAUGACACAUAUUAGAUUUGUCCUUAUGAUUUGAACCUUUCGUUGACACGAUCGAGCAAUCACACAUCAACAAAGUACAGUGUCACCGUUCUCCCCCAUCUCCAUUUACCUCCAUAUCAAGCUUCAGCUUCAAGACUUGCAGGAGGAGGAAACCAGAGAUGGAUGGCCACCAAACUGUAGCAGCGGCGGCUGCAUCCGGUGCGAGGCGAGUUGCAUGUGUGACUGGUGCAACCGGGUUCAUUGGCUCCUGGCUCGUCCGAUCUCUUCUCCGAAGGGGGUAUCACGUUAAUGCAACGAUCAGGGAUGCAGGGAAGGCAUCAUGGCUUCUGUCAACACUGAGAGGAGAAAGCCGGUUGAAGAUCUUCGAAGCCGAUCUCAGUGAUGAUGGAAGCUACGAUGAGGCAGUCAAGAAUUGCCAGUUUGUGUUCCAUGUAGCAGCCUGUAUGGAAUUCAACACCACAGCAAAAGAAAAUAUUGAGAACCAUGUAAGAACAAAGAUAUUGAAACCGGCAGUAAGAGGAGUGAUUAAUGUCCUACAAGCUUGUGCAAAAUCAGGUUCAGUUAGGAAAGUGGUAUUUACAUCUUCCAUUAGUACCAUCACUGCCAAAGAUGAUGAAGGGGAGUUGAGAUCGAUGGUCGAUGAAUCAUCUAUUGUACCGAUAAAUCAAGUUUGGAAGACAAAGCCAAAAGGAUGGGUCUAUGUUCUGUCAAAGCUAUUGACUGAGGAAAAGGCAUUCCAGUUUGCCAAGGAGAAGGGCAUUGACUUGGUGUCAAUUAUCCCACCUACAGUAGCUGGUCCUUUCCUAACUCCAAGUGUUCCUGCAAGUGUUCAAGUUCUGCUUUCACCUAUUACCGGUGAUCCAGAACUCUAUCCUAUACUAGCCUCAGUACACUCCAGAUUGGGUUCAAUACCAUUGGCACACAUUGAAGACAUAUGCAACGCACAUAUAUUUCUAAUGGAACAACCUAUGACCGAAGGUCGAUACAUUUGCUCUGCUGGCAGCUGUUCUUUGCCUGAACUGACUAAUCUUCUAUCUAAAAACUACCCUGCACUUAGUUCUAAAAGGUUCCAUGAGAACUCCUUCAUUUCUAUACAUCCAGUAAUAUCUUCCAAGCAUUUGACUGACCUGGGUUUCGCGUUCACAUAUAGCAUAAGGGAUAUUAUUCAGCAGAGUGUUACCUGUUGUGUUGAGGGUGGUUUCCUGAGAUUACAUGAGAAUGAGGACGACAUGGUGCCAUAGUUUACCUUGUUUAUUGGAGGAAAGAUCAUUAGAAUCCCAAUCCUGAAAAAGAGAAAGUAGUAGAGAUCUCUAGGCCAAAUAGUUGCAGAAUUUUAAGUUUAUAUAAUAGUUCCCUGUAAGUCUACUAAGCAGUAAAGCAGCAAGAAUAAGACAGACUCAUCAAAGAAGACAAACAUUUUGCAGUCAUUUGUUUUUUCUUUCUACUAAUAAAUCUAUAUUUUGGUUUC
This is a messenger RNA of Musa acuminata AAA Group (dessert banana), 1489 nucleotides long. RefSeq names its product putative anthocyanidin reductase. The record is from RefSeq and is a predicted model, not a curated record. Bases 180 to 1262 code for a protein of 360 amino acids. The transcript has 6 exons. Gene Ontology annotation, molecular function: oxidoreductase activity, acting on the CH-OH group of donors, NAD or NADP as acceptor. Lineage: Eukaryota; Viridiplantae; Streptophyta; Magnoliopsida; Zingiberales; Musaceae.